Molecule: messenger RNA, 1309 nt
Organism: Epinephelus lanceolatus (giant grouper)
Lineage: Eukaryota; Metazoa; Chordata; Actinopteri; Perciformes; Serranidae
Source: RefSeq, a predicted model, not a curated record
GCAUGCUUUGCUUUGCUCAAACCAAAACAGCUGCUACUGUUAAUGAUAGUGGUAUCACCGCAGAGGCAGUUUUAAAACGGUAGUUGUCACUUCAUGGGCUGCUUUUCAGAAAGGAGAACGACGACAACAAAGAGAGGCAGAUGGGACAAGUGGAGAAAGAAAGAAAACAUGCUCAAAUACAGCAAGAGGAUACGAGAGCGAUGAAGAGACCAGUCACAAAAAGACGGCUGUGUCUCAGGAAGCAGAGCAGUGGUUUCAUCCCUGGCGCCUCCAGUCUGCACGUCGAAGCAUCCAUGGGCAAGACAUUGAACCCAAAAUUGCUCCCAGCGGCUGUGUGCGUCCAAUCACAGUGGAGGAGGGUCUGGACAAAUGGCCUACCACAAAGACCAACCGUCACAUCGCUGAACACCAACUACAGUGGAGGGGAAAAUAAUACUGAGCCCACACAGAUUGGCGGGUCUGUCCUCUUGCCCUACAUGCUUCAACCUUCCCUUCAUCAAGAGCAGAAUCAUGGCGAUGCUACAUGGCGAUCUCCGAGGACGAGGACCUGCACCCUGUGUAGAUAUAAACGGCUCAAUACAAGUUGCAGUUGUAGUGCCGUGCGGAGAGAGGAGGUGGCACCAGACGCAGGACUCGGGAUUGUGGUUGAGACCUCGACCGCUGUUUAUUUCACAGCAACACUUUCACAGCAACAUCUCUGCUGCUGGCAUCACACCCUCAUCAAAAAAGCUGUUUGGAGGAGCUGCAUUUCCAUCUUCCAAAUUAACCUGCCCUGUGCUUCACCAUGCUGCCCGCACUGUCACAUCCUCCGAGGGAUUCCAUCCACUGACCUCCUCUUAACCCCCCGCUACACCAACCUGACACUGUCUGCUUUCAACAACGUUCAACUUGUUUUAUUGGACUCAUUUCCCUGGAACAUUCCCCGGAUUUGUUUUGGAUGUCAUAAUAUUAGAUUAUCUCUUCAAACCCUUUUUAUUUUACUGUAACUGGCGUUUUUCCAUAUGGCUCAUAUUCCAUCCCCAGCUUUCUUUCUUUCUUUGAAUCUCCUCCUCCAAGGUUUUGUCCUUUUUUCCCCUCUUAUGUUGCUCUACAGUAAACACACAAUAGAUGCCAAUUUAUUUCUCAUUUUAUUAGAUUGUCUGAGCAGCCUGGACUUUCUUGCUGUCUAGUUCCCAGCUGGUUCAUGUAAACUGACAUGCCUGCUGGCUGUUUGUAUUGAGUUUAGUCUGCCUGGUUUGUUGCUUGUCAAUAUGAAUGAUGAAUUAAUGAAGUGGUAGGCAGCCUGACUGACCUACCAAAAGCCAUUAAA